GGACGGUCGGACGGACGCGGACGGACGCGGCCCCUCCCUGCCGCCGCCGCCCGCCCGGGGCUCCCACCUCGCCGGCGCCGGGCCCGGGAGCGAUGACAUCGACGGGGAAGGACGGCGGCGGGGCGCAGCACGCGCAGUAUGUGGGGCCCUACCGGCUGGAGAAGACGCUGGGCAAGGGGCAGACAGGCCUCGUGAAGCUGGGGAUUCACUGUGUCACGUGCCAGAAGGUGGCCAUCAAAAUUGUCAACCGGGAGAAGCUCAGCGAGUCUGUGUUGAUGAAGGUGGAGCGGGAGAUUGCCAUCCUGAAGCUCAUCGAACACCCUCACGUUCUAAAGCUGCACGAUGUUUAUGAAAACAAAAAAUAUUUAUACCUGGUGCUAGAACACGUGUCUGGUGGAGAGCUCUUCGACUACCUUGUCAAGAAGGGCAGGCUGACCCCCAAAGAGGCUCGGAAGUUCUUCCGACAGAUCAUCUCUGCGCUAGACUUUUGCCACAGCCACUCCAUAUGCCACAGGGAUCUGAAGCCAGAAAACCUUCUACUGGAUGAGAAGAACAACAUCCGAAUCGCGGAUUUCGGCAUGGCGUCGCUGCAGGUUGGCGACAGCCUGCUGGAGACCAGCUGCGGGUCCCCCCACUACGCCUGCCCCGAGGUGAUCCGGGGGGAGAAGUAUGACGGCCGCAAGGCGGACGUGUGGAGCUGCGGCGUGAUCCUGUUCGCCCUGUUGGUGGGGGCUCUGCCCUUUGACGACGACAACCUGAGGCAGCUGCUGGAGAAGGUGAAGCGGGGUGUUUUCCACAUGCCGCACUUCAUCCCGCCCGACUGCCAGAGCCUGCUGCGCGGCAUGAUCGAGGUGGACGCGGCCCGGCGCCUCACGCUAGAGCACAUUCAGAAACACAUAUGGUAUAUAGGGGGCAAGAACGAGCCGGAGCCGGAGCAGCCCAUCCCCCGCAAGGUGCAGAUCCGCUCGCUGCCCAGCCUGGAGGACAUCGACCCCGACGUGCUGGACAGCAUGCACUCGCUGGGCUGCUUCCGGGACCGCAACAAGCUGUUGCAGGACCUGCUGUCCGAGGAGGAAAACCAGGAGAAAAUGAUCUAUUUCCUUCUCCUGGACCGGAAAGAAAGGUACCCGAGCCAUGAGGACGAGGACCUGCCCCCCAGAAACGAAAUAGACCCUCCUCGGAAGCGUGUGGACUCCCCAAUGCUGAACCGGCAUGGCAAGCGGCGGCCGGAACGCAAGUCCAUGGAGGUGCUCAGCGUGACAGACGGCGGCUCCCCGGUGCCCGCGCGGCGGGCCAUCGAGAUGGCCCAGCAUGGCCAGAGUAAAGCAAUGUUCAGUAAAAGCCUGGAUAUCGCUGAAGCCCACCCCCAAUUCAGCAAAGAAGACAGGUCCAGGUCUAUCAGCGGCGCCUCCUCGGGCCUCUCCACCAGCCCGCUGAGCAGCCCCCGGGUGACCCCUCACCCCUCUCCAAGGGGUAGUCCCCUCCCCACCCCUAAGGGGACGCCCGUGCACACGCCCAAGGAGAGCCCGGCAGGCACACCCAACCCCACGCCACCGUCCAGCCCCAGCGUCGGAGGGGUGCCCUGGAGGACACGGCUUAACUCCAUCAAGAACAGUUUCCUGGGGUCACCUCGCUUCCACCGCCGGAAAUUGCAGGUUCCAACACCCGAGGAGAUGUCCAACCUGACCCCGGAGUCGUCCCCAGAGCUCGCCAAGAAGUCGUGGUUUGGGAACUUCAUCAACCUGGAGAAGGAGGAGCAGAUCUUCGUGGUUAUCAAGGACAAGCCCUUGAGCUCCAUCAAAGCCGACAUUGUUCACGCCUUCCUGUCGAUCCCCAGCCUCAGCCACAGCGUCAUCUCCCAGACCAGCUUCCGGGCUGAGUAUAAGGCGACAGGGGGCCCGGCGGUGUUCCAGAAGCCGGUCAAGUUCCAGGUGGACAUCACCUACACCGAGGGCGGGGCAGCGCAGAAGGAGAAUGGCAUCUAUUCUGUCACAUUCACGCUCCUGUCAGGCCCGAGCCGCCGCUUCAAGAGGGUCGUGGAGACCAUUCAGACCCAGCUACUGAGCACACACGACCAGCCCUCCGCCCAGCAUUUGUCAGACACCACUAACUGUAUGGAAAUGAUGACGGGGAGGCUUUCCAAAUGUGGCAGCCCAUUGAGUAACUUCUUUGACGUAAUUAAACAACUUUUUUCAGACGAGAAGAACGGGCAGGCGGCCCAGGCCCCCAGCACGCCCGCCAAGCGGAGUGCCCACGGCCCACUCGGUGACUCCGCGGCCGCUGGCCCCGGCCCUGGAGGGGACGCCGAGUACCCAACGGGCAAGGACACGGCCAAGACGGGGCCGCCCGCCGCCCGCCGCGAGCAGCCUUAGACACAUAGCCCCCUCCCCCAGCACGGCCCUGACAGUGGCCCCCAAGGCCGCCCCGCCGCCCGCCCGCCCGCCGCCGCCCGCCCGCCCGCGUGGACCCGGGGCCGCGCCCGUCCGCCCGGCUAGACUGUUGCGGAGCCGGGGAGGAAAGGAAAGGGGGCACCGGGGGCCAGCGCCUGCGGCGGGGCCCGCCCGUGCUCGCUCUUUCUCUCACUGUCUCUCUCUCUGCCUGCCUCUGACAACGCCACUGUUUCCGCUCUGAUACCAGGAAUUAUCCCGAAAAGUUAACAUGUCACCUCCACGAGGCCGUCCUCUGUGCUCCGCGCCGGACACCGGCUGACCGAAGGCAGCUGCCGCGGACCCGCCCUCUCUCGUCUCCUGCUGCUGCCGCCCGCGGCGAGGCCCCGCCCACCCGCGCGCC
Messenger RNA from Felis catus (domestic cat), 2790 nucleotides. It is a transcript of the gene BRSK2, whose product is annotated as BR serine/threonine kinase 2. Lineage: Eukaryota; Metazoa; Chordata; Mammalia; Carnivora; Felidae. The record is from RefSeq and is a predicted model, not a curated record. Bases 93 to 2372 code for a protein of 759 amino acids. Gene Ontology annotation, cellular component: cytoplasm. Gene Ontology annotation, biological process: intracellular signal transduction; microtubule cytoskeleton organization; protein phosphorylation. Gene Ontology annotation, molecular function: tau-protein kinase activity; ATP binding; protein serine/threonine kinase activity. The transcript is spliced from 21 exons.